This is a messenger RNA of Astrephomene gubernaculifera, 1798 nucleotides long. The record is from the annotation of a GenBank genome assembly. Lineage: Eukaryota; Viridiplantae; Chlorophyta; Chlorophyceae; Chlamydomonadales; Astrephomenaceae.
GGAAUCCCUCCGAUACGGUUGCGUACGACAGUACCUGAACACGGUAAAGGGACUCGUUUUGCAAUGCAAUUUUCGCACUAUAGCAUUUGAUACUUACGCGCACUGACAUCGUUUUUUUGCUCGGUACCUUUCAGAAAUAAAGGAUCCAGCGUUGCUGUAAUCAGCAGAUGCACUGUGACGGUUUGUAGGUGGGAAGCGAUAUUUCGAGGAAAACCCGUUCGUGGCAAUGGAUCGAACCAAAGAUUUGAUUGUCGCAGCUGAGCGCUUCUUGGACACGGCAUCCCUUCCACCGGAGCAAACUCGCCAACUCCGGGAAGCGGUCUUGCUCGGGCGACGAUCGCGUUCGCCGGGAAGCUUUGCCGUGGCUGCAAAGGGAGUAGAGGACAGCAUAGGCACCCUAUGGGGCAGCAUUCGCAGCAUGCAGCAAGAAUACCUAAAGGACGCUGAUGCCUUAGCGGAGCCAGACGCGACGAAGGAUGCCAACGAAGCGCAGCUUGCCGCCGUCAUAAAGCGGAUAGGUGGCUACAUUGAUCGGCUCAAGCAAGCAGCGGCAUCAGCGCAGAAGACCUAUGGCAGCAGCGAACGUGUGAAUGAGCACACGGCUGCCCACAUGCAUGGCGUGGUCCUCAUCCUGGCUGAGCGGUUGCACCGGGCCGCCAGAUCCUUCGACCGCCUGCGAGCUGGCAGGUACCAGGCACUCGUGCAGCAGCAGCCCCAGCAGCAGCGGCAGCGGGGGCCGCUGGGCACGGCAGUUGCCAAGGUGGGGAUGAAGAGAGGGUGCACCUGGAAGGAGUUGCUGGGAAUGUAUGGCUACGCAACGACCUUGCUUAACGCCGCAUUGCACACGCCGUCACUUCCACCUUCACCACAGCAGCAGCAACCCCCGCCGCCACCGCGACAGCAACGGCACAGCAGCAACCACCACCUCGCAGGCACCUUGCCUGGGAGGUGGUGGCAGUUGACUGCCUGCUGGCGGCGCUUGAAUGCAUGUCACCGCGAUCCCUUUUUAAUACCGCGAUCCCUUUUUAAACUCCCCAAAGCAGGGCGCGGGGCUGGGUGGCGGUGGUGGCUCCUCCGGCAGUGCCUCCGCCCUCGCCAGCUGGCCGCAUGUGUUGGGUGUACGACAUGCGGUGAGCAAGGGGUACGAGGAGCGAGCGGGCGCAGACGCAGACUUCGUCCCUGCUGCUGCUGCUGCUGCGGCUUCCUCGUCGGCAGCAGUGGGAAAAGGUGGAGGCGGCGGUGGCGGGCAGGGUGCGGAGUGGCCGGUGCAGGUGCAGGCGGUGGAGCAGGAGAACAGGGCGCUGCUGGAACGUUUGACUGCCACUCGAAGUGCUGCGCUGUCGGUUGAGAAGGCGGUUCACGACGUGGCGGCACUCAACCAGAUGUUCAGUACGGCAGUGCUAACGCAGGCGGAAACCAUUGAGUCCAUAUAUAUGGCCGCUGUUGAGGCGACGCACAACAUCACAGCCGGGAAUAAGUCGUUGGAGAAGACGGUUGCUGUUAACCGUUCCACGAGUCGAUACAUCCUCGUGUUGUUGCUGGUGGCUACCGUUCUGUUGUUGUUCUUCGACUGGUUUAACAGCUAGGUUCCCCGCGUGGCUUCUUCAUGGCGACUGGGAUGUGGUUGUAACGGAGAGGAUCGCAUGUGGUGUACUGGAUGCAUUAAGUGCCUUGUUAUCCUUUCGUGCUACGGACGACACCGAGACUGCCCAUGGUCUAAUAGCUUGAAGUUACGGGUACAUGUUACAAUGGCACACCCCGCGACGGAGGGCUUAAGUAAGUCCAAUCAUAAGAUCGU